ACACGAACCAUACCACUAACUACGAUGGACAAGUUUGUAACUGUAAUCAAGCCUGCGCGCUCCUCUCUAUGUACAAACUCAUCGCGAUUUACUCCAUACCCUACUUCAAAACCGAAAACUAACAAGAAUUUCCCUGAUGCAGAUGUAAUCUCGAAGUCAAACUACCCAGAGGCUGUGGCAAAAGAUAAGGCGCGCUUGCGCCAACUCCUGGGCCCUCUCAAACAAGACGGUGCCUCUAAACCCUCUGCUUGUAAAAUUACGAAGCACUUGCUGAACACCCUUGCGGACGAGUCAAACCCAAUUACUCAUUCUAAUAUAUAUGAACGUUCAGAUCACGUUGUUUCGGCUGCAUCAGGCCACCAGCGCUCCGACAGGCGUGGUGGCGGGCAUCGCCGAGGGUACCUUGACGAGCGCUCUAUGAAGCUAGAGGUCCAGAAGCACGAAAAUGCACGCGACUUACACCCAGUGAAAAGAGACGAAACAGAAGGGAAAAGAGGUGUGCUAAGUGGUGUGCGCGUCUAUAUCGGUGGCUACCUUGCAGGAACAACCGACAUAGAGAUGAAGCGGAUAGUUGCUGGCGCUGGUGGGAUCACCUUGCUUUCCCCUAGCGGCGCAACGCAUAUUCUCACGUCGCAACAACUCUCAGGUUCAAAAACUCACAAACACCUCGUGUCAAAGCGCAAUCCUGCACAUGUGGUGCGACCUGAGUGGGUAUUCGAGAGUGUGAGGGCGGGCCGCAGAUUGCGAGAGUGGGAAUUUACGGCCACUAAGCCCGAGAGCACUAUGGAUUUGGCAAAGAUGUUCGGGAAAAAGAAAGAGCUGUAAGUGGGAAUGUUUUGGAGGCUGGUCCUCGUUGCAAGACAUCUACGGACCGCUGCUUCCAGUGUUCUCGAGAAUGUAUCGAUACC
Messenger RNA from Suillus clintonianus, 908 nucleotides. RefSeq lists its product as uncharacterized. The transcript is spliced from 4 exons. The record is from RefSeq and is a predicted model, not a curated record. NCBI's taxonomy places the organism in Eukaryota, Fungi, Basidiomycota, Agaricomycetes, Boletales, Suillaceae. Bases 25 to 825 code for a protein of 266 amino acids.